GUUAAAGGUUGAGUUCAAAUCACUGUCUACGACUGGAACAGUCCCCUCUCUAGAACAAAUUAGUCCAUACGAAUGUUGGGUGAUAACCUAGCUGUGUUACAUUGGCCAUUAAAACCUAUCCAGUCACGAACAGAUAUCGUCUACCAGUGAUUGCGAUGGGAUUUGUGAUGCGAAUCACCUUAAUGCACGGUCUUAGUCCUUAGAACUAUAACAAUAUUUCAGUUCGGAUUCCGUAACCUUACUCGAUAAUCAAACGCAAAUUUUUCAUUUUUUUUUUUCUAUUCAACACUGAGGUACAUAGGUAAAGAGUUCCCAAAGGGACUAUGGCAAAUUUCGCUUCGGUCAUGCAAAACAUCGAUAACGAACAACAACUGCAGCAAGCCAUCAACGACAAACAAGUACAUUCAACGACCGACAACGAAAAACAGCAAUACGUCUUAAAGCUGUACAAGUCACGAUGGGUCGUGCUAGUCGUGUUCAUGUUGUACUCAAUGUCCAACGCGGCCCAUUGGAUACAGUACAGCAUCAUAUCCAAUAUCACGGUCAAGUUUUACGGGGUGUCUAACUUUUUAGUAGACUUGACGUCGACCAUAUACAUGCUGGUAUACGUUCCACUAGUGAUACCGGCGUCUUGGUUACUCGAUCGAAAGGGUCUCAGAGUAGUAAUGGUGGUUGGCGCCGCCGGUACGGUAUUAGGCGCUUGGUUGAAAGUGUUCUCGGCCGAACCGGAUAAGUUUCUGAUAACUUUGCUCGGUCAAGGUCUUGUCGCUUGUUCGCAAGCGUUUAUCUUGAGUUUGCCAUCCAGAGUAGCAGCCGUGUGGUUUGGUCCAUCUGAAGUAUCUACUGCGUGUUCAUUAGGAGUAUUUGGCAACCAGUUAGGUGCAGCUUUAGGUUUUCUAAUCCCACCAAUGAUGGUUCACGACAGUGAAAACUUGGACGAGAUAGGAAACGAAUUGUGGACAAUGUUUCUGUCUUUCGCUAUAGUCAACUCAAUCGUAUUCAUAUUAGUUCUUUGGCUUUUGAAAGCCGAACCCGCGUUAGCACCGAGUCACGCUCAAAUCGUUCAACGGCAAAAUAGAGACGACCCGACAAUAGUGAACGACGCAUUCAUAAGCUCAAUGAAAGCCUUAAUGAAAACUAAUGGGUACGUUCUAUUGCUGAUCUCUUACGGCAUAAACGUCGGCGCCUUUUUCGCCAUAUCCACUCUACUGAAUCAAUUUAUUCUACUGUAUUUUCCGGGCCACGAAGAAGACGUCGGACGUAUCGGCCUCACGUUGGUACUAUGCGGCUUGGGCGGCUCGAUACUUUGUGGUUAUAUUUUGGACAAGACUCAUUUAUACAAAGAGACAACUCUGGUGAUAUACGCCAGCACGUUGGUGUCUAUGGUGAUCUAUACGUUCAGUCUAGCGAACAGCAAAUCCAUAUGGACGAUAUAUAUAACUGCUUCGCUGUUGGGACUUUUCAUGACUGGAUACCUACCGGUCGGCUUUGAGCUUGCCAUCGAAAUGACUUACCCCAUCGCCGAGGGAACGUCUAGUGGACUACUCAACGGUGGCACGCAAUUAAUAGGCUUCUUCCUGACGUCAAUUUACAGUUGGGUGUUUACUACAAUGGGGGACAUGGUAGCCAAUAUGAUGAUCAUCGGACUGCUGGCUAUCGGAUGUCUGUUGACCGUGUUCAUACCGACCAGCCUGAAAAGACAAGCGGCCCACAAAGCUCAUAACGAAAAUCAAAAAACGGGUCUUGAACUUAGCCAUUUUCCAUCUUGAACAAGCCAUUAAUGAUAAAGAAUUUUUUUUUUAUGUACCUAUUUUAUUACAAAAUUUGUUAUCA
Messenger RNA from Adelges cooleyi (spruce gall adelgid), 1833 nucleotides. Its product is annotated as feline leukemia virus subgroup C receptor-related protein 2-like. Gene Ontology annotation, cellular component: membrane. Gene Ontology annotation, molecular function: heme binding; heme transmembrane transporter activity. The record is from RefSeq and is a predicted model, not a curated record. The transcript has 7 exons. Bases 324 to 1769 code for a protein of 481 amino acids. Gene Ontology annotation, biological process: transmembrane transport; heme export. Lineage: Eukaryota; Metazoa; Arthropoda; Insecta; Hemiptera; Adelgidae.